Molecule: messenger RNA, 1359 nt
Organism: Procambarus clarkii (red swamp crayfish)
Lineage: Eukaryota; Metazoa; Arthropoda; Malacostraca; Decapoda; Cambaridae
Source: RefSeq, a predicted model, not a curated record
CGCAGUUGACCGUUGGCGGUGGUGGAGACCCGCGAGAUAUAGCGAGCGCCAGAGACCAUAUAGCGAGCACAAUAUGGGUGAGGAUCCACGUGUGAAGGAUCCCUACAUGCCCCUGGCGGUGGAUCUUGGCCUGCGGGUUGUAAUGUCCACAAGCGGGGGGGAUUCCGAGUACUCCACCCCCCUUCAGAGCCACCGGGCAUCCCGACACCUUGCCUCCCCGACCUCCUAUACAUCCUGCGAUACUCGGGACAUUCUGCGGAGUCUUCGGCGCCUCACCUCCGCAACUGCUUCCAUAGAAAGUGUUUAUUAUUCAACAACUGAGCUACAUGACCCGGGCGACCUCUCAGACAUGGACGCUGAGCUCAUCGCCGAUCACAAUGACAUCCUCAUGGAUGAUCUUAAUGGCCAGCCACCAAAUAAAGCUAAUAAGACCAAAAAGAACCCCGACCUAUUUAUGGAGGAUGGGGUGAGCAGCAUCGACUUCAUCCUGGUGUCGCGGGAUAGUGAUGUUGCCGAUGAUCAGAUCCACAUAGAACACGAGGAGCGACGUGAGGUGUUUGAGAAGAACCUGGAGAAGGAGGGCCUCAUCCUGGAGGUGGCCAGAGUCGAAGACGUUCCCCUCAGAUUCGUUAAGCUGCAUGCCCCAUUUGAAGUGUGCACGAGGUAUGCCGAGAUCUUGAAGCUACGCAUGCCAAUGAAAGAGGUAAGACAUACUCUGCUUCACUUGGAUUUGAUGAUCUAAAUUUAAGAAUGCUCUUUUAUUAUGAAACAAUGUUUGAUAUUUUACAAACUCAUGUAAAACAUGUGUUUGUCUAAAAACAAAAGCUUAUUCUUAAACAUUGUAUAUUUUAUUUUAGGAUAAAACUUCACGCUUUUGUAUUUGUGAAAUUUAUAUUAAGAAAUUACACCAAGUCUUUCGCACUCUCCUGAGUGCUUUGUCAAGGUCUGAGUGUGUGGUUGGUAAGAGACUUACAUCUCGACGACUAAUGAGGCUGUUAUCCUGGAUCCAGUCCUCUUAUCCUUCUUGACCACCUGACCAAGUCACGUCUAUUCCCGACUGCCGAUGUUCCUGCGGUGAUGUCUUCUAUGGAAUUAUGGUCAGGUGUCCCUCGUAACUCUCUCCAUACCCCAAGGAACGAGGCUAAUGGGACUGCGAUUAUGGGACUUACGAACUGGGACUUAUAAUGGAACUUAAGGAGUGUGAAAUAAUCUAUAAAAGUAAUAAUAUUAGAACUAGAAUGGUAGUAGAAGGGUUCUAAUAAAUACUCUGAACACUAUUGCUAGUAACAAAAGCUUUAUCUUGGAGGAUAGCUUUACUGUAUUAGAAAAAUGAUUCUUUUAUUAAAGAAUUUCAAUAUA